UGAGAAUGAAAGUGAGAGUGCGGUGGUCUGGUCUAGUUUCAGCAGAUUAUAUAUAAAUAAUGGUGGAGAUUUGUGAAGAAUUCGCAGUUUCCCAAAAUCAAAAAUCCCAGAAAGAAAACAAUUAUUAAAAUUAAGAAAAGAAAACACGCAAAACAAGAGAGAGAGAGAGAGAAUAGCAGAAAUCAAGAAUGGAAAGCAAAAUGCACACGUAGUGUGUAUACAAACAAACGGAUAUCGCAUUCGCACCUCCCCAUUAAGGAGUUGAUGCCCGAAAGCUUCUACGCUUUUCUUUUGCUGAACCACACUUGUAACAGAAAAACAGAGUAUCAGCACGGGAAGAGGUCAGCAGAAAAUCAAUUAUAAUAUCAAUGGCUAAAGAUACUUCUAACGUUGAUUUAGCUCAUCGGAAACCUGGUCUCUUGAAAGAUCAAGUUCGGUUGAUUAAAAGGAAGGACUCUGACCGCUAUGAGAUCGCUCCUAUUCCUGAUAAUUUGUCUUUUGAGAAAGGUUUCUUUGUUGUAGUCCGUGCAUGCCAGUUAUUGGCACAGAAGAACGAUGGACUUAUACUGAUAGGUGUAGCUGGCCCCUCCGGGGCUGGUAAGACUGCGUUCACUGAGAAGAUACUAAACUUUAUGCCAAGCAUAGCUGUCAUUUCAAUGGACAAUUACAAUGAUGCAAGUCGGAUUAUCGAUGGGAACUUUGAUGAUCCACGCUUGACAGACUAUGACACUUUGCUGAAAAACAUUCAAGAUCUGAAGACAGGGAAGCCUGUUGAUGUCCCAGUAUAUGAUUUCAAAUCUAGCUCUCGCACAGGAUACAGGACACUUGAAGUCCCAAGCUCCCGUAUUGUGGUUAUCGAGGGCAUCUAUGCUUUAAGUGAAAAGUUGCGUCCUUUUCUGGAUCUUCGAGUUUCUGUGACAGGUGGUGUUCACUUUGAUCUUGUUAAACGGGUUUUACGGGACAUACAACGUGCUGGACAGGAACCAGAAGAAAUAAUACACCAAAUAUCUGAAACAGUGUAUCCUAUGUAUAAGGCUUUUAUUGAGCCUGACCUCCGCACUGCACAUAUAAAAAUUAUCAACAAAUUUAACCCAUUUACUGGAUUCCAGUCUCCUACUUAUAUACUUAAGUCUAUGAGGGAUGUAACUGUCGAGCAAGUCAAAUCCGUCAUGUCUGAAGAACAUGCCGAAAGUACAGAACAAACUUAUGACAUAUAUCUUCUACCGCCUGGUGAAGAUCCGGAGACCUGCCAAUCUUAUUUGCGGAUGCGUAAUAAAGAUGGAAAGUACAAUCUCAUGUUUGAGGAAUGGGUCACCGAUCAUCCAUUUGUCAUAUCUCCAAGAAUAACUUUUGAAGUUAGCGUGCGGCUUCUUGGUGGACUAAUGGCCUUGGGAUACACAAUAGCAGCCAUACUCAAAAGAAGCAGCCAUGUCUUUUCUGAUGAAAGGGUCUGCGUGAAAAUUGAUUGGCUGGAGCAGUUAAACCGUCAUUAUGUUCAGGUACAAGGUAGAGAUCGCAUUGUCGUAAAAUGUGUAGCAGAACAACUGGGAUUGGAAGGUUCAUAUGUUCCAAGAACUUACAUUGAACAAAUACAGUUGGAGAAACUCGUCAAUGAGGUUAUGGCACUGCCAGAUGAUUUGAAAACCAAGCUUAGCAUAGAUGAGGACUCUGUUUCAAGCCCAAAGGAAGCACUUUCCCGAGCCUCAGCAGAGAGGGCGGCAAGAAUCAAGAAUCUUAGAAGUGGCAUGUCACACUCAUAUUCAACAAACAGAGAUAAGAACCUGUCCAAGAACAGGAGGUUUGAGGAUAGGACUGCGGACUCUUCAGCAACAUUAGCGAAUCAGGGGGCUGUCACACAUCUUUCGGAACAGAUUUCUACCCUAAAUGACAGGAUGGAUGAUUUCACGUCUCGCAUUGAAGAGCUAAAUUCGAAGUUAACAAGCACAAAAUCUUCUCCUAGCUCACAAAAUAUAGCAUUGCAAGCUGAAACCUAUAAUGGGUCGGCUCCAACUUCUUACUUCAUAUCAGGUUUGGGGAAUGGAUCUUUAACUGGACCUAUGAUGCCAAAUUCAUCAUCUUCUUCCCAGCUAGCAAAAGAGUCAUCUUUGUUUGACGAGCUAUCGAGUAUAGCAAGAGGUCAGCGCCAAGUUAUGCAUCAGCUGGACAACCUUAGCAAUCUUUUACGUGAAAAAUUGGAGGAAAGAUCAGAACGUGACAGAAGACAUAAUACAAAUGUAACUCCUGAAAAUGAUUUAACAAGAAUUUCCAUAAUCUUAGCAUCAUUGGCAGUCAGCAGUUUGGGAAUCUUUUGGUUCAAGGGUCUUCUAUCCCGAAACUGAGCUCACGCCAGAACAAGUAUCAGCUGACAUGUAAAUUAAAGUUUCUCUUGUCUCUCAUUAUAGAUGAUCUUUUAUUGGGUUCCCCACCCCUAUUAUUUUGCAGCACUGCCCUUCUUGUUCGGGAAUAUAGACUUUGCAUGGAUCAACUGAUGUGUGCUUUUGAGGCAAAUCACCUCUUUUUCUUGUUUAAAGAGUUGUGAAGUGAAGGGCGUAAUUUAGCAAAUUUUGUAGCUU
Sesamum indicum (sesame) is the source of this 2573-nucleotide messenger RNA. RefSeq names its product inorganic pyrophosphatase TTM2. Gene Ontology annotation, molecular function: ATP binding; kinase activity. The record is from RefSeq and is a predicted model, not a curated record. NCBI's taxonomy places the organism in Eukaryota, Viridiplantae, Streptophyta, Magnoliopsida, Lamiales, Pedaliaceae.